This is a messenger RNA of Scatophagus argus, 2127 nucleotides long. RefSeq names its product liver-expressed antimicrobial peptide 2 (gene leap2). Bases 226 to 537 code for a protein of 103 amino acids. NCBI's taxonomy places the organism in Eukaryota, Metazoa, Chordata, Actinopteri, Scatophagidae. The transcript has 3 exons. The record is from RefSeq and is a predicted model, not a curated record. Gene Ontology annotation, biological process: antimicrobial humoral immune response mediated by antimicrobial peptide; defense response to bacterium.
CCACAGCUCAGUUCGCUGAGUCAGACUGUCGUCCAGCAACCCCGCACGACUAAUGAAAACCUGACUGAGAGCUGACUCUGCAGACUCCCCGAAAAGUCGUACAGAAAAGUUGACUGACCUGGUCGAGUCCUCCAGAAAGAGCUCGGGUGAGAUCCGAUUUGCUCCAGGCGGAAGAGCUGCAGGUCCCCAAGAAGAACCUCCCUCACUGGCCAACUAGCUGCAAAGAUGCAGGAGAAAGUGUUGUUCGCCCAGAGGAGAGCAGCAGUAGCUCUGUGCUUUGUGCUGCUCGUGCUGGCUCAGCAGGUGUGUGCAGGUCCGCUGGUCCCACAAGCCCAGUCCACCCCAGAGCGGGGGGCACAUUCAGGUGGGCUCCACACCCUGAGGAGGAUAGCCCGGAUGACCCCGCUGUGGAGGAUCAUGAACAGCAAACCAUUUGGAGCUUACUGCCAGAACCACUACGAAUGCUCCACAGGACUCUGCCGGGCGGGUCACUGCUCCACCAGCCACCGCGUCCCCUCAGAGACCGUCAACUACUAGACGUCCCGGGACACGAGCGGCGUGUUUACAUGAGAGUUCAGUCGUGAUCCUUCUCGGAGGUUCGUGCUUGGAUGUGACGCACUUAUCCAGGCUGAAAUAAGUUUUGUAUUUAUGUGCCUCAACACGUUUCUGAGGUUAUCUAAAUGUUUUUAUAAAUCACUCAGCAGGUAUCCAACAAAAGGCGAAGGUUCAACAGAGACAAAAAGAAAAAUAUAACUUAAAUUAACAUGAACGCGUGGAAGUUAGAGGAGUCAUUUAGCCUUUCAUACUUUGUUUUCCACAUUAGCAUAUCACUUCAGACUUUUUUUGGUUUUCAGCAACUGAAAGUACUUGCAGCCUUGAUCUCAAAGCGGAGGCUUUCUGAUUCAAAAUGGAAAAAGGCGACUGAGCUUUCAUUGUCAUCACAACAAACCCGACGGUGAGAUAAUGUUUUAAACACUGUUACUCACACAGUUUUAAAGAUGGACGGAGCCGUCCCUUUAAAAAGCUCCUGACCUUCACAUUUUUCAGAUCUCAUCAUGGCCGUCUCAUGUUGUGUCUGAUAACUUAUCGCUCCAGUGCAUCCUUAGGGCGACUAAUAAUCCCACUGCUAAGAGGAAUAAUUUGGUUUGGUUUGCUGCCAUCAGCUGACCUUUGAACGCCACAUGUGGUUUGGGAAUGUACAGCACAUGGUGUGUUUAGACUUCCAGAAACUUCAGUAAUUGCUGAGUUAUUGGUAGGCUUUAGAAACCCCAAACAACUCCAGGCAAAAAUAAAACAUGCACUUGUUUUCCCCGCAACAAAGCAACCAGAAAUGACUGAAACUGAAGAAGAUUAGACCUGCUGAGAUCACAGUCGACUGUCAGAGACAAAAAGUGUUCAAAAGAGGAAAAGCAAAGUUGGAAAAGCUUGUAAAAAAACAUGGAGAAAAGAAAACGAGCCGAGGUUACAAACUAUGGAUUCUUCAUAAAAGAUCUGAAGCAAGCAGAGCGUCUUGUCAAAACUUCCAAGAAUGAGAUUCAACUGCAAACAAAUCACAUUUUUCAUCAUGCAUGCAGCACUUUUCUGAUAUUUAUUUUAUCCUUUGUCAAAAAGUGUACCCAUUGCCAUCAUUUUAUUUAGUUUUUUUUUCUAAACAUAUAUAUAUACAUGUGUUUAUAUUUUAAUGGUUUGGUUUAGAGCAAUAAAUCAACCUGGCUGGACUUCAUGUCAGCUUUUCCAGAGGGAGAUUUUGAGUGUCUGCUUGCUCAGUCAAUCUUAAAAAUAAAUUUAAAAAAUAUUUCAGCUCAGCGUGCAAAUGUUAGGAACAGAUUUAUAAUCACAAGCUGCACAGCCUUGCUUUGUUUUGUUUUGGUUUGGUUUUUUUGCACAUCCAUCUCCUUGAACGGAUAAGCGACUGUGGAUUUGGACUCGGACUCGGACUCGUCUGCGUAGUUUUGCUUGGUGCACAGAGCAGGCGGUUGCUAAUAUUUUGCACGCUCAGCAUGUUUGAGAAAUGUUCGAGUAGGAUUGCACUUUCAGACCCAAAGUAUCUUUGUACUGUGUACUGUCCACUGUAUGUACUGUAUUACUCACAUGUGAACGAGUGGAAUAAAUCUUUGGAAAAACAAA